Molecule: messenger RNA, 1056 nt
Organism: Anolis sagrei ordinatus
Lineage: Eukaryota; Metazoa; Chordata; Lepidosauria; Squamata; Anolidae
Product: C->U-editing enzyme APOBEC-1-like
Biological process (GO): cytidine to uridine editing
Cellular component (GO): nucleus; cytoplasm
Molecular function (GO): zinc ion binding; cytidine deaminase activity; RNA binding
Source: RefSeq, a predicted model, not a curated record
AUGACAAAAAGUCAGGAGUACCUGAAUUGUGAAAUUCUAUUAUCAUAUUUGUUCUCCAGGUGGAUAAUAGAACCAGAAGAGUUUCUGAGGAAUUAUGAUCCCACAGAACGGCCCGCCAAGACUUUUCUGCUGUAUGAAAUCUGCUGGAAUAACCGACGCAACACCUGGAAGAACUGGUGUACAAACACCCGUGACCUCCAUGCUGAAAAGAAUUUUUUGCAAAAUUACUGUGAGAAGAUAAGUCUCCGGAAAAAUACACCAUGCUCAAUAAUUUGGUAUCUGUCUUGGAGUCCUUGCCAUUCAUGCAGCCAGGAUAUAAUUGAGUUCUUGAGAGCACACCCUAAAGUGAGACUAGAGAUAAAAGCUGUUCAUCUGUACAAGCAUCAAGACGAGCGUACCCAAGAAGGCCUCAGGGAUCUAGUUAGAAAUGGAGUUAAGAUAUCUAUCAUGCAUCAGUCUGAUUAUUGCAACUGUUGGAGAACAUUUGUGGUUCCUCAAAGGACAAGUGAAGUUUAUUGGCAUUUGCCAUUUACGAGGCAUUUCUUAUCUCCCAUUAGUGAUUAUUCCAAAAAACUUUCCUCAAUUCUUGAGGAUCUGAGCUCUGAACAAUAAUUCCCUUUGCUAUCAGAUUGCCUUUCAUGGAUCAACAGUCCCAAGUGGAAUUUCAAAGAAACCUGUGCAAAAUCCUUCGCUUUGAUCUUUGAUUGCUGUUUUUAAAUUGUUUUAAAUUGUUUUUAAAUUGUGUUCGAUUUUAGCCUGUUCUUGUAAGCCGCUCCGAGCCCCAGGAGAGUGGCGGCAUAUAAGUUCGAAUAAUAAACAAAUAAAUAAAUAAAUAAAUAAAACCAGCAAAUAUAAAUUUUAAAUCUUUCAAUGAAAUACCUGUGUAUGCUUAGAUUUUGAAUCCAGCAGUGUCUCGCUUGUGCAAUAAAAAUGUCAAAUUCAGAAACUUUUGUCUUCUUAUAUUUUGCACCACCAUGGAAACUACCAGCUGGAGGGGCCAACCCAAAGCAUUCAGAGAUGUGGACAGAAAAUCCAGGUGACAAAGACCGAGGUGGC